CUAUAUCACUCCCUUUAAUUGCUCCGAUCCACUCUUACUGUAACUUUAUAUUGGCCGACACUUUCUUCUACCAUUUCUCCGCUUAAUUGCUUUUCAAAGAUUUAUAGGCUGCACGGGAUUGCCCUGAUCCAGAUCCCCGCCCCGCUCCGCUCCGCUUUGAGAAUUGUUGAGCAACACUGGUGUCCAAAGUCCCAACGGGAGGAAUAAUUAUUGACCCUUGCUUCGAAGGGAUACCAAUCAUUACUCCUGGAUCAUUGUGAAAAUCUUAAUUUUUUUGCCUGUAGGUGGGGAAUUGCAUUUAACGAUUUGUUAAAUGUUAUCAUAAUAGCUAUUUGAUCAUAGUUAUUUCCAAAAAGAAUGAGGGGAAGAGCUGAUGGAGGCCAAAAGAGGCACUUGGUACCAUUCAUUUGUGUUGUUCUGCUAAUUUUUGGUUUCCUAUUCAUCUACUUUGGUGGCCAUCGAGGGAAGCAUGCUAGUGCUGCUUUAGAUUAUGGUACCAAAUUCUCAAGGUCGUUAGGUUUAGGUUGGGGUAGCAGUGAUGAUGGAGAUGCUUCCAAAACAUAUUAUGCUUUAGGAAAAGAAGAUGGAUAUGAAAAUAUCACGCCCAAGAGCUUCCCAGUUUGUGAUGAUCGCCACUUGGAGUUGAUUCCUUGCCUGGAUAGAAACUUAAUUUACCAAACACGAUUGAAGCUAGAUUUGUCGUUGAUGGAGCACUAUGAGCGACAUUGCCCGCAGACUGAGAGGCGCUUCAAUUGCUUGAUCCCUCCUCCAUCUGGUUACAAGGUUCCAAUAAAGUGGCCAAAAAGUAGAGAUGAAGUUUGGAAAGCCAACAUACCUCACACUCACCUUGCACAUGAGAAGUCUGAUCAGAACUGGAUGGUUGUGAAAGGUGACAAGAUACAUUUUCCUGGUGGUGGUACCCAUUUUCAUUAUGGAGCUGACAAAUAUAUAGCCUUAAUUGCAAAUAUGCUGAACUUUUCAAAUAGUGAAAUAAACAAUGAUGGAAGAUUGCGAACCGUAUUGGAUGUUGGUUGUGGAGUUGCAAGUUUUGGAGGAUAUCUUCUCUCAUCUAAUGUUAUUGCAAUGUCCUUGGCUCCAAAUGAUGUUCACCAAAACCAGAUUCAGUUUGCUUUAGAGAGAGGAAUACCUGCCUUUUUAGGUGUUUUAGGGACAUGGAGACUCCCUUACCCUAGCAGGUCAUUUGAGCUUGCUCAUUGUUCCCGUUGUAGGAUAGAUUGGCUUCAAAGAGAUGGGAUCCUUCUACUUGAGCUUGAUAGACUACUAAGGCCAGGAGGUUUUUUUGCUUAUUCAUCGCCUGAAGCAUAUGCACAGGAUGAAGAGGAUCUGAGAAUAUGGAGAGAGAUGAGUGCACUGGUAGAAAACAUGUGUUGGAAAAUUGCUGCAAAACAAAAUCAGACAGUUAUUUGGGUCAAACCUCUAACAAAUGACUGUUACAUGGAUAGAGCUCCAGGUGUUUUGCCUCCGUUGUGCAGAUCUGACGCUGAUCCAGAUGCAGUUUGGGGUGUCCAAAUGGAGGCAUGCAUUACCCCUUACUCCGAGCAGCAUCAUAGACAUAAAGGUAGUGGAUUGGCUCCAUGGCCUGCUCGACUAAGUACCCCUCCCCCAAGACUCGCUGAUCUUGGUUAUGCUGCAGGAAUUUUUGAAACGGACAUGGAGAAUUGGCAGCUGAGGGUUGACAAUUAUUGGAACCUGAUAAGCCCUAAAAUAACGUCAAACACCAUAAGAAAUGUCAUGGACAUGAGGGCACACAUGGGAUCAUUUGCCGCAGCUCUAAGGGACAAGGAUGUUUGGGUUAUGAAUGUUGUGCCGCAUGAUGGACCAAGCACACUCAAAAUUAUCUAUGAUAGGGGUCUCAUAGGCACUGUGCAUGAUUGGUGUGAAUCAUUCUCAACUUACCCUCGUACUUAUGAUCUGCUUCAUGCAUGGAUGGUCUUCUCUAGCAUUGAGAAGAGGGGAUGCAGUGCCGAGGAUCUCCUCCUUGAGAUAGAUCGCAUUCUUAGGCCAACUGGUUUCAUUAUCAUCCGCGACUCUCGAGCGGUUAUCGAGCUGAUUAAGAAGUACUUGUCAGCACUGCACUGGGAGUUUUUUGCAGUAGUGAACGCAGAGCCAAACUCAGAACCAGAAGAUGGAGAGGUAAUCCUCUUGAUUCAGAAGAAGUUGUGGCUUGUGGAUGAAAGCCUAAAGGAUUUAAGAUGAAAAUUUUGGCUUCAUUAUAUUCUUUUUUUAUUGUUAAACCUUAAUUUGUUUCAGGCUUUAGAGCUGUCUUAUUUUUCAUCUUUCUUUGUUUGAGCUCAUUAAGAUAUAUAUAUAUACAAGCCAUAGAACUGAACGUUUGUCUCUGCUUUCUGUACCAUCUUUUAUCCAUACAAAGAAUCAUUAAUGUAAAUGAAUAUUGUUGUCUUAAAGCUGCUUUGAAAUUGUAUCGAGCAAAGGUUCCUGGGUUAGCCUUGCUGUGAGCUAUGUGCCAACUACAUUUGAUCAUAUUAUUGUAUGAUCAUUACUAAGCAAUUUGAUUCGAGAGAUUCUAACUUCUUGAA
This is a messenger RNA of Dendrobium catenatum, 2558 nucleotides long. Its product is annotated as probable methyltransferase PMT3. Lineage: Eukaryota; Viridiplantae; Streptophyta; Magnoliopsida; Asparagales; Orchidaceae. Bases 358 to 2217 code for a protein of 619 amino acids. Gene Ontology annotation, molecular function: methyltransferase activity. The transcript is spliced from 8 exons. The record is from RefSeq and is a predicted model, not a curated record. Gene Ontology annotation, cellular component: trans-Golgi network; endosome; cytoplasm.